CAUUUUCUAUCUGCUUUGUGUAGCAGAGUGGUUCUUCAAGCCAGUCAGAGAGUAACAAGGGAUUUUACAACUGGAACAACCUGUUCUCACAGGAGUCUGUGAAACAUUAGUGUCUCCGCUGCAACAGAAUAAUAUGUUGAUCAGCAAAUCAACCUCAGACACAAGGCAUGUAAUGGGCGAAGGUUUGAUUGGUAUUAGUGGUCAAAUGAAGAGCCGUUUGGGAGCCAAAGAGCCAAAAGAUCUUCUUGGUGAUCUGAGACAAAAGAUCCGGAUCACUGAAAAGAGACCAGAUCACCAUCUCUACUGUUGGUGCACACCCUUCAGCCAAUCAGAAUUGAGUAUUCCAGGUGGCGUCGGUACAUUUCACAAUAACUCACCAUGUGAUUGAUACAAUGCAACUCAUCGCUGCGUCACAAAUCCACCGCAGGCUGAAAAAAAGAUGCACAUUUCAUCGUUUUGCAGCAAAUUUAGGACAAAAAAUGUCUUUGAUUGAUACCCAAUGAAAACUAAUACUUGUCCUGAAACAAACUCCUCAGAGCUCUGCAGCACUAUGUGCUUCUGAUUUAAUUUGAUUUAACAUUGAUUCAUUUUAGCAUCAUGCUAACUGUUUUGUCCCCACAGUGUUAAAGCCACCAUGAGCGUCGUGCGGUGCAGCCUCCUCUUCCUCCUGCUCCUCUUCCUCCCGGCCCUCUCUGAAGCCAAGCGGCAGCCCGGCGAGGCCAAACCUGAGAAACCGCGGCAGCCUCCGUCGUCCCCGCCGCCGCCGGCCAAGAGAGCCAGGAACCGGUCGGUGCCGGGCUCCGGGGAGCUGAGCACCAAGGACGGCCACCGCUGCGUCUGGCAGACGUCUGGAGACGGGCUGGUCAGUCUGCUGGUCAACUGCAGCACCGAGACUCUGGGGGACACGGAGAGAUACUGGUGCCGUUACGCCGGUAAGCCUGACCUCUGCCAGGCCUACGGGGUGAAGUCCAGCCAGUACUGGAAGCAGCUGGUGGGGAAGCUGAAGAAGAGACAGAACGCCUGCGAAGGAGAGAAAGUCCUGAAGGCCAAAACCUGCAAGAAAGCUCCCGCUGAAGCCCACAUGAAGCUGGCCCAGCGCAGCGGGGAGGACCAGAAGAAGGAGGGCAAGAAGAAGAAGGGACAGCCGGCCAACGGGAAGAGCUCAGACGGAGGCAAGGCGGAGAAGAGGAAGAAGAAGGAGGAGGAGGAGGAGGAGAAGAAGAAGCUGGAGGAGGAGAGGACUGAGUUUGGAGAUGACGAAGGCUUGGUGAACGACAUGGCGCCGGUGCAGAGCUACUGCAGCGAGGGCUGGACCUCCGUCUGCUCCUUCUUCGUCAGCUUCUUCGAGGGUUGAUGGGGAACCAGGAAGGAGACGUGAAGAUGGUUUCUGGCGGAGUUCACAAUCUGAAAACAAGAUAAAGAAAGAAAAUCAAAUGAGGUCAAAUUUGAGCCACUUAGACUGGGAUUCAGUCCUAAAAUACUGUUAAUAUCAGCUUUUUAUUAUUAAGUUUGAACGAGACAAUUAAAACAUGGCAAUCUAAAUGAUAUCAAACAGUGUUUCCCCUUCGUUAUAUUAUAUCACCUGUCUGUCUCAGUCCCGCCCCCACAUCAUCUCUACUAGACUAAAUACCAUCUACCUGUCCAGGCCGGUCCCAGGUGAUCCAAACCAUCCAAACACACUGUUCAGUUAGCAUUAGCUGACAAUUAAAGUUGUUUUAAUCCCAAAAGGCUAAACUGUGCCUAAUGGUCUGAAUUACUUCCUGUGAAUAAUAAGAGCAGAUGGAUGUGUUAACAGAAUCCAUCACAGAAUUUACAAGAAGACUGUCAAAAUAAAAUCAUAAUAUGCAAUGAUUAGAUCAGUGUGUAUAAUGGAAUAGUGGCAUUAGAAUCUGUCAAAAUAAGAUUGCCUUAAGAAAACAUAGAAGAACCUUAAUUCUCCUUUACAAUAAUCAAUUAAAAUAUACCCCCCCCCCCCCCCACACACACACACACACACACCCAGCCAGCUAACAGUUAGCAUUAGCUGACAAGUAAAGUUUUUUUAAUCUCAAAAGGCUAAACUGUGCCUGAUGGUCUGAAUUACUUCCUGUGGAUAAUAAGAGCAGAUGGAUGUGUUAACAGAAUCAACCUAAGAUUUUACAAGAAGACUGUCAAAAUAAAAUUGCCUUAAAAAAACAUAGAAGAACCUUUAUUCUGCUUUACAAGAAUCAAUUAAAAUAUGCAAUGAUUAGAUCAGUGUGUAUAAUGGAAUAGUGGCAUUAGAAUCUGCGAGAAGCCACUAAAUUUGUUUUUUUUAUGGGAAACCCCUGGAUGUGUUGGCAGAAUCCACCACAUAAUUUACAAGAAGACUGUCAAAAUAAAAUUGCCUUAAUAAAACAUAGAAGAGGGGGGCCAUGCAAGUUUCCACGUUGGGAAAUAUGUGAUCCCCCCACCAAAAUAAAAGCUGUAAAGCUGGGGGAAACACUGUUAAAUCAUUAAAUCAAACCCAUCAACAUGAGUGGAAUCCUGAACUCGUUAUAAAUGUCACACUGAGUCAGUUUGUGUUAAUGAAACGUUUUAGUCUGUGGUAUAAACUUUGUUGUAGUUUGUUUCUAGAUUUGUUCGAUCAGAUGGAAGUUGAGCUGCAGUUGAAAGUGUCUAGUGAACAAUCAGUCACUGCUGGUGAUUUUAGUCCUGAUAAUUAUAGAUUUGAUGUUUUUUAUUGAUGUGUAACUAAUAUUUUCUAUGAACUUUGUAACUGUUUUGUAAAAAAAAACAACAACAAUCUGCUGUUUUUCUGUUUUGUGGCACUUAGACGCGCAUCAUUUGUUUUUAUAUUUUUCAAUGAAAUUUUUAACAUGUUUGUUUCUGGAAUUCUACAAUAAAAAAUGCUUAAAGGGA
Molecule: messenger RNA, 2880 nt
Organism: Centropristis striata (black sea bass)
Lineage: Eukaryota; Metazoa; Chordata; Actinopteri; Perciformes; Serranidae
Gene: fgfbp3
Product: fibroblast growth factor binding protein 3
Exons: 3
Coding region: 635-1354 (239 amino acids)
Biological process (GO): cell-cell signaling
Molecular function (GO): growth factor binding
Source: RefSeq, a predicted model, not a curated record